CAUCUCUUCAAUGGAUUGUGGAAAAUUCAUCGUUCUAAAAUUCUGCAUCGUGAUAUGAAGGCCGCAAAUGUGUUACUUUCCCGAGACGGUAUCCUCAAGCUUGCGGAUUUCGGUUUGGCAAGACCAUUCUAUAUGGGUCCGUGCUUCAUUCCUUCAUCUUUACUUUCUCGUGAUAAUGCUCAUUCUAAUUCUUGA
Strongylus vulgaris is the source of this 195-nucleotide messenger RNA. The record is from the annotation of a GenBank genome assembly. NCBI's taxonomy places the organism in Eukaryota, Metazoa, Nematoda, Chromadorea, Rhabditida, Strongylidae.